UUCAUUUAUCAAAAAAAAAACAAACAAACAAACACACACCGGACAACAACAGAUCAAAAUUAUUUUUGGAUCCAAUAAUGUUUGUAUUCAAAGUGAUACAGAUUUUCUUAAUCAUAUAUUUGAUCACCAUUAUCCCAAUGGGAUAUUCAUUAUUUUUAUACGCUGUUCAUGAUUUCGUUGGCCAACCACCAUCCAGAAUUGAUACAAAACCAACAAAUAAUGGUGAUGUAAAAAGUCAAAAUUUAAAAGAAUUAAUCGAACGUGGCCAGAAUUUAUCAACAACAGCUCAUAAUAAAUUAUUUAAACAUAAAGAUGAUGUAAAAAUGAAUAAAUAUCAACAUAUAGUUGUACAGGAUUUAGAUUAUUUAGAAUUAAUGAUUAAACGUGCUGAAUCUUUUCUGCCAUGUAUCAAGAAUCCAUUUAUGGCCAAAUUAAUUGAAUACACAAGUGAUGAUCAAUCAAUGCCUACAUUAACAUUAUUCAUACAACAAUUAAUUGAUCGAAGUAAUAAUGAUGUUGGCUAUCUAAAUUCACAUGGAUAUCGUGAAUAUGUGGAUAAAAUUUCUGAUCAAAGUUUACGAAUAGAAAAAAUGUUAAUCAAUAUUAAAGAAAAAAUGGAUCAAUUAGAUGGAAAAGAAUUUUCUGAUCAUGUUCGUCAUUUACUUAUAUCGAUGAUUGAUUUUGAGAAUCUAAUACUUGAUGCUGAAAAACAUUCAAAUAUUAAUUCUAUAUAUCGAUGAUGAUUGUGAUAUUUCAUCCACCAUAUUUUGAUCGUUUUCAUUUUUUUUGUUUUUGUUUUCAUUAUAAAUUUUGACAUAGAGAAAAAAAAACCAUAAUCAAUUUGGAUAAUUAAUUGUUGCCCGACAUUAUAAUUAAAUUAAAAGAAAAAAAAAUAUUCACUUUUUCAA
Dermatophagoides farinae (American house dust mite) is the source of this 908-nucleotide messenger RNA. RefSeq lists its product as uncharacterized. The record is from RefSeq and is a predicted model, not a curated record. NCBI's taxonomy places the organism in Eukaryota, Metazoa, Arthropoda, Arachnida, Sarcoptiformes, Pyroglyphidae.